Messenger RNA from Eruca vesicaria subsp. sativa (arugula), 904 nucleotides. The record is from the annotation of a GenBank genome assembly. NCBI's taxonomy places the organism in Eukaryota, Viridiplantae, Streptophyta, Magnoliopsida, Brassicales, Brassicaceae.
CAUGAGCAGAAGCUUCUCUCUCAGAAUAAUCACAAAAAACAAGAUUCUUUCUUUCUUUCCUUCUUUAAGCCCUUACCAAUCUUAAAAGGUUGUCCUUUGCUUUAAAGAUGUUGUGUAGAAUGGUGGUUGUGACCGGCCGGAAGAAGAAAGCCGGUUCGGUUCCGGUUUAUCUUAAUGUGUACGAUCUCACACCCAUCAAUGGCUACGCUUACUGGUUAGGACUUGGCGUCUAUCACUCUGGUGUUGAAGUUCAUGGGGUUGAGUAUGGUUUCGGAGCUCAUGAGCAUUCAACAACAGGGAUCUUCGAGGUGGAACCGAAGCAAUGUCCAGGUUUCACAUUUAGGAAGUCUAUUUUAAUUGGAAGAACAGAUUUAGAUCCUGAGAAAGUUCGUGUCUUUAUGGAGAAGCUUGCUGAAGAGUAUAGUGGAAACAGUUACCAUCUCAUUACAAAGAACUGUAAUCAUUUCUGUAACGAUGUUUGUGUUCAGCUCACCAGGAGAUCUAUCCCUAGUUGGGUUAACCGUCUUGCUCGCUUUGGUUUGUUUUGCAACUGUGUUUUGCCUGCGGAGCUGAAUGAGACAAAGGUGAGGCAGGUUAGAUCAAAAGAGGAGAGGGUUCCGGAAGCAGAAGAGAAGAAACUUAGGAGCAGGUCAAGUAGAUAUCCACCUGGUCCUUCGCUUUCUUCGUCGGGUUCUUUAAACCGAAGCAGAAGAGGAGGAGGAGGAGGAGAAAGGAGAAGACAAUGUCUUCCUCCAUCACCACCUGUGAGUGCUUAGCUCUAGUUAGUCCUAGUAAAAUCUUACUCCUCUUUCUUGUUUCGUAAUUUGAUUCGGUUUGUAAUGGUUUCAAGAAGCUGUGUUUAUGUGAACAAACAUUUUAUUGAUGGUAAUGGUAUAAGAUCUUU